This is a messenger RNA of Sebastes umbrosus (honeycomb rockfish), 3035 nucleotides long. It is a transcript of the gene cacng2a, whose product is annotated as calcium channel, voltage-dependent, gamma subunit 2a. The transcript has 4 exons. Bases 602 to 1588 code for a protein of 328 amino acids. Gene Ontology annotation, cellular component: AMPA glutamate receptor complex; postsynaptic density membrane; voltage-gated calcium channel complex. Gene Ontology annotation, molecular function: channel regulator activity; voltage-gated calcium channel activity. NCBI's taxonomy places the organism in Eukaryota, Metazoa, Chordata, Actinopteri, Perciformes, Sebastidae. Gene Ontology annotation, biological process: calcium ion transmembrane transport; neurotransmitter receptor transport, postsynaptic endosome to lysosome; positive regulation of synaptic transmission, glutamatergic. The record is from RefSeq and is a predicted model, not a curated record.
CCCCCUUUUUGACUAACAAAAUUAGAAUAAUACUAUAUGUAAUAAUCUUCAGGUUAUAGCUUUUGGGGCUUAAUUCUAAAUGUUAUAGCCUUCUGACUGAAGUAACUCACUGUAACACAUUGAACUGUUGUACUGUAAGCCAGGCAUUACUCUUAACACCAUUGGAGCUCAAAGUGAAGAAACAGGCUUUAUUCUUAAGAGAAUAAACCUGGUAGUGUGUUUUUUUAUGUGGCUAUAUAAGACAUAAUUAACCCUUCAGUGUUAUUAUCCACACAUCUGCAGCUGGAGGCCUGCUGAGCUGCUGUGUUAUCUGAUUUAUCAUCUUUUCUUUUUUAGUCUGUAAAAGUAAGAACAGACAGAGAGAGGAAGAGACAUCACUGCCUCUUCCUCCUCCCCCCCAAAAAAACCCUCCAUCCUUAGUGUUUUUCUCUCUUGUUUUGGUCCUCACCCAAACGCAACCAUAAGGUUCCUACCGCAUCCUCCUCAUCCUCCUUCCCUCUCCUUCAGCUCCAGUGUAUCCCGGUUUUUCGGUUUGGUUUGGUCCCGCAAAUUUUCAAAUAUUUACUUCCUGUACAUCAAGAGGAAAGGGGGUCCCCCUUUCAUGGAAUGCGGAAACAUGGGUCUGUUCGACCGCGGAGUCCAGAUGCUGCUGACCACGGUGGGAGCCUUCGCGGCCUUCAGCCUCAUGACCAUCGCGGUCGGCACGGACUACUGGCUGUACUCCCGCGGCGUCUGCAGGAGCAAGUCCAUGAACGAGAACGAGACCAGCAAGAAGAACGAGGAGGUGAUGACCCACUCGGGCCUGUGGAGGACGUGCUGCUUGGAAGGAAACCUCAAAGGGAUGUGUAAACAGAUAGACCACUUUCCUGAGGAAACGGAUUACGAAGCGGACCCAUCUGAGUACUUCUUACGUGCGGUGCGAGCCUCCAGCAUCUUCCCCAUCCUCAGUGUCAUCCUGCUCUUCAUGGGAGGCCUGUGUAUAGCUGCCAGUGAGUUCUACAAGUCACGCCACAACAUCAUCCUCAGCGCAGGGAUCUUCUUUGUGUCUGCAGGCCUGAGCAACAUCAUCGGGAUCAUCGUGUACAUAUCAGCCAACGCGGGGGACCCUUCAAAAAGCGACUCCAAGAAGAACAGCUACUCUUACGGCUGGUCCUUCUACUUCGGCGCCCUCUCCUUCAUCAUGGCUGAGAUGGUGGGUGUCUUGGCCGUGCACAUGUUCAUCGACCGCCAUCGGCAGCUCCGAAUAGGGGCGCGCGCAGCCGACUACCUCCAAGGCUCGGCCAUAACGCGGAUCCCCAGCUACCGCUACCGCUACAGACGUCGCUCGCGCUCCUCCUCCCGCUCCACAGACCCGUCACACUCCCGCGACACCUCGCCGGUGGGCCUCAAGGGCUUCAGCGCGCUGCCAUCUACAGAGAUCUCCAUGUACACGCUGCCCCGGGACACCCUCAAGUCCUCCGGCACGCCCACCGCCACCUACAACUCUGAGAGGGACCACAACUUCCUGCAAGUCCACAACUGCAUCCAGAAGGACCUGAAAGACUCGAGCCAGACCAACACAGCGAACCGCCGCACCACGCCGGUAUGAGGGAGUCGACACAGGCCAGGGCGGCCCGGCGGAGAGCAGGAGACACGGGAACCCCUGUGGGUGCAGUACGCCCCAGGAGAAGAUGGAUUUCCAUGUUUAUAGACAUUUGUUCUUUUUGUUCAGCUGCAUGACUUUUCCAUUUCCAUUGUUGAGAGUUUCAACAAGUCUGCUGUGUUCCUGGAUUGAACAGCAGAACAGCGAGAAUGGGUCAGGGUGUCCCGAGAGGGGGUCAUUUUUUUGCGCAGGGUUUGUUUAUGAGGUUCGGGGCCCUGAAAGAGAGGGUGGGAGUGGGGGGGUGGGCAUUUAUGAGAUAAAGAUUUCAUGAUUUCAUAGCCCUUUGGUUUGACAGUUUUGCCCCACAUGUUUGGUUGGAGCAACAGGUCAAGCUCCCCCUCAGCAAGCCCACCGCUCAGAUACACACCUCUUUUAUUUAUUGACUCAUUAUUUGCAUUAAAACUGUGAAUUGUUACAGUUUGGGAUUCAGUAAGAAUUAGCCCAAUCUGUAAUCUCUAACAAAGGUACUAUAUAUAUAUAUGUAUUACUUUUAUAAAUAAAUUAUUACGUUAAUAAUCAAGAGUUACAGACUUUACCGAAGCAAAAAAGAACAAAAAACAAGUUAACUAAACCAAGCGCUGUUGGUAGGAUGAGAAAAGACUCUGUUGGUUUGAAGGUCGAGAACCAGAGAAGGUGCUUUAGAUGCCACCAGAGGCAGACGCAGACAGUCAACAGUAGAAUAAUAUCUAUUCUUUUAAUAGAACCUUCUCGUCUUUUUCUCAGUCCCUGUUCGCUUUCUUUUUUUUGGGAGGGGUCGUAACGGAGAGUUGAACCCCUUAACAGAAAGAGCCAACAAAAGGGGUCAAAGUUCACAAAGACUCCAAACACGACUUCUACAAAAUAAAAAGGAAGGAGCAGAGGGGAAGGAAAAGAAGAGGACGCCAAACACAAAAAUAAAAACAAGUUAAAUAAUGAAAUAGUACAAGAGAAGCUAAGUGACUCACAAUUUCAGAAAUUAAAUGCAUGCUAUAAAAUUACAGCAAAUCUGCUCUUGAGAAACUUAAGUUUUAAAGGUUAAUAAUUAUAAGGGGAAAAAAAGCAAAGACGCUAAAGUAUUAAUGUUUUCAUGUGUACUUUUCUUAUGUUUUCUUUUUUUAUUUAUUUCGUUAAUUUGAUCUUAUUGCUUUUGUGAGACAAACCAAACAAUCUACAUUGAACAAAACUGCUUUUUUAAAUGGUUUGGUUGAUUUCUUUAUAAAUAUAUAAAUAUAUGUAUGUAUGUGUUUUAUUUUUAAAACUCACACAGCCUUAGUCAUUUCUUUAUUUCUUUUGAUUUUUAAUGUGUUGUUCAAAUUGAAAAUGAAAUCUUUAAAGGUGCCAAAACCGAAUGAUCCUAUACUUGGAUGCAUCAAGUCCUGAUGAAUAAAAUACGAACCCUAGGGGGAACAAAUCA